AUGGUAUCUGGAUUUCUACCACAGUCGCACAGCAGUACGAUUCUCGCAGUAUUUUCAAAACUCAUUCUGGCAAGGAUUGCUUUUCCAAAUGUGCGAAAGUCAUCCUGCUGUCCGUCAUGCUUCGAUCGCUAUGGGUGCGUGCAUAUCCAGUUUGAACGAAUUCCAACAAGCUCUCAAGAGGAUAGGGACCCCAGUUUGACUCUUCGGCACUCUACAAAAGCCAUUGCUUGUUUUCGAGAAAGUCUCGCUCUGGGAGAUCUUACUCCGUACAGCUCAAGCCGCACCGACAAGCAAGUAGUGUUAGUCACAUGUUUGACUUUUACUCUCCUUUCUCUAUUCCAGGGUGAUCUCUAUUCUGCUCACCGUCACCUUAUAUUUGGUCAUAAACUUUUCAAAGAAUGGGAUGAUAAACAAGAUAAAGGCGCUACUAGUAUGGCCCUGAGACAGGCUUUUGCCCAGAUGCACGUGUACUUGUCCUUCUGCUCUUCUUCGGAGUUAUUUGUUAUGGAUUCCGCACAACUCAAUAACAAGUAUCGGGUAUCCCUGAACACUACCGUGGCUUCAUCAAAGAUCACCCCGCCUCUCUCUUCGGGUGUUGAUCUGAUGGACCUUGUCAAAAAAUUUUCAACCCUGGUCUCGGGAUCAAUACUGGACUACACUACUUGUGGGUUUCAUAUUGGACCAGCAAGCUCUAUCGACCACGGAGUGGCACUAAUCUUGACUCAGCUACGGCUCUGUAGAAGUCAUCUUCUAGCUGUCCUCGUUGAAUUGGAUUGUAUUGCGCCAGAGGACUGCGAUUUACUCCAAGUCUUCUCGUUAUUGAUCGAUGUCAUUGGAAUUAAGCUGGCUGUCGCUAAAAGCCAACGAUUAGAUGAAAUGAUUUACGAUGAUUACUUGGAACAGUUUCAGAUUAUCACGAAGCUUGCACGAACCCUGGCAGACUCGGCCACGAGUUCAAGUGACAUCCCGAUUUCGCCGUUUAGCUACAGGUAUUCUAUUUUGCCUGCGCUCUUAUGGUCUGCGGCCAAAUGUCGCCAUUGGAAGGUCCGUCGUGAUAUCUUCCAUACAAUUUACAAACGACCAGAAGAUGACUACUGGACAUCUGCGACAACUAUGGCCUUAAAAAAGCUGGUUGAUAUAGAGUCAACUGGAGUAAAGCUAAGGGAUAUUAUUCCUGAAUCUGCUCGAGCCUACUGGGUCAACGUGAAGAUUCAAUCUGAGGAUAUCAGGGUUGAGCUGCGGUAUCGAAGGCCUCCAUACGAGUCAAACUUAAGCAUGGAAGUCAUGAGUGGUAAAAUAAUUCAAUGA
Messenger RNA from Penicillium manginii, 1308 nucleotides. RefSeq lists its product as uncharacterized. NCBI's taxonomy places the organism in Eukaryota, Fungi, Ascomycota, Eurotiomycetes, Eurotiales, Aspergillaceae. The record is from RefSeq and is a predicted model, not a curated record. Bases 1 to 1308 code for a protein of 435 amino acids. The transcript has a single exon.